Messenger RNA from Pleuronectes platessa (European plaice), 4441 nucleotides. RefSeq names its product nuclear factor NF-kappa-B p105 subunit-like. NCBI's taxonomy places the organism in Eukaryota, Metazoa, Chordata, Actinopteri, Pleuronectiformes, Pleuronectidae. Gene Ontology annotation, cellular component: cytoplasm. Gene Ontology annotation, molecular function: RNA polymerase II cis-regulatory region sequence-specific DNA binding; DNA-binding transcription factor activity, RNA polymerase II-specific; protein binding. The record is from RefSeq and is a predicted model, not a curated record. Gene Ontology annotation, biological process: inflammatory response; response to cytokine; canonical NF-kappaB signal transduction.
UAGCGGUGUGACGUCAGAGGGAAAUUCCGGUGUGCAGGACACAAAGUGUGUCGUCACAUGUUCGAUUCCGCGGCUCGAGCUUCUCUUUUCUUCUCGUGGAUUAAAUUAUGUUUUUACAAAGUGUCGCUGCUGCACGUGACGCGCUGAAGAGACUCAAGUGUUCGCCCUAACCAGGUGACCAGACUCCAGCUCCUGAGGGGCCCCGGGGCCCUUUGCAGACACGAUGGCUGGAGAUGACCCCUACCUUCAUUCUAACAACCAGAUCUUCGACACCAUGAUCAUGGAUCCAGCGUGGGAGUAUCAGCCCUUUGCUGCCAUGUCUCAGACCACGUCCCUGAGGACAGCGGACGGACCGUUCCUGCAGAUCCUGGAGCAGCCGAAGCAGCGAGGCUUCAGGUUCAGAUACGGGUGUGAAGGUCCGUCUCACGGCGGCCUGCCAGGAGCGUCCAGCGAGAAGAACAGGAAGACCUACCCCACCGUCAAGAUCGGGAACUACCAGGGUCCGGCCCGGGUUGUGGUCCAGCUUGUGACGGCGCUCCCCAGCCUCCCUCAGCUUCACGCUCACAGUCUGGUGGGAAAACAGUGUGACAAAGGAAUCUGCAUCACGGACCUGCAGCCCAAAGACUCCACCAUCAGUUUCCCAAACCUUGGGAUUCUCCAUGUGACGAAGAAGAACGUGGCGAAGACUCUGGAGGAGAGGAUGAUCGAGGCGUUCAGGAUGGGAUACAACUGUGGCGUCUCCAUCCACCCAGAGAUCGAUGCCCUGCAGGGGGAGGUUCGAGUCCCACGAGAGCUCCAUGAUCACCAGCGCAGUGUGAUCAGCAGUGCAGCGUCUCUCCAGGCUAAAGAGAUGGACCUCAGUGUGGUGCGUCUCUUGUUCACGGCGUUCCUCCCCGACAGUAACGGAGGUUUCUCCAGACGCCUGGAACCCGUCGUGUCUGAACCGAUCUACGACAGCAAGGCUCCCAACGCCUCCAACCUGAAGAUCGUGAGGAUGGAUCGAACCGCCGGCUGCGUGACGGGAGGAGAGGAGGUUUAUCUGCUGUGCGACAAAGUCCAGAAAGAUGAUAUCCAGGUGAGGUUCUAUGAAGAAGACGACUCGGGGGUGACCUGGGAGGCGCUGGGAGACUUCUCACCGACAGACGUCCACAGACAGUUCGCCAUCGUCUUCAAGACUCCGAAGUACCGAGACCAGAACCUGCAGAGGCCGACCUCCGUGUUCGUCCAGCUGAAGAGGAAGUCCGACAACGAGACCAGUGAACCCAAGCCCUUCACCUACCACCCCCAGAUCAUCGACAAGGAGGAGGUGCAGAGGAAGAGGCAGAAGACUUUGCCCAACUUUCAGGACUUCAGCGGCCAUGGAGGAGGAGGAGGUCUGUACAGAGGAGGAGGUCCAGCAGCAGGAGGAGGCCCUGGCUCUGCAGGAGGAGGAGCAGGAGGUUCAUUCCAGGGUUUUACUACCUAUAACUAUGGAGGAGGAGGAGGAGGAGGUUUCUCCACAGGAUACUCAGCUGGUCUGGGAGGAGGAGGAGGAGGAGGAGGAGCCAUCCAACACGCGUCUCAGAGCGACACAGUGGACGACAACGACCCAGACCACGAUGACUCGGGGGCCGCGGGGGGGGCUUCAUCCCGGACUGGAGGCCUGGGAGGGGGGGGCAGUGCGGAGCCAGAACCAGACGCAGGCGAGCGGUGGGUCCAUGGGACCAGUCGACAGCUGGAGGCUCUCUUCCUCUUCUCUGUAACCGGUGACCCAGUUUACCUGCUGGCUCCACAGCGCCCCCUGAUGACGGCUAGGACGAGGACGGGGACACCGGGCUCCACCUGGCGGUCCUCCACAGCCAGCAGGCGGCGCUGAAGAGUCUGACCCAGGUGGUGGCUGCUCUGCCCUGGAGAGGAAGUCCUCAACAUGAGGAACCACCUGUACCAGACUCCUUUGCACCUGGCGGUGAUCACGCAGCAGAGCGAGGCGGCCGAGGCGCUCCUAUUGGCCGGAGCCGACCCCACGCUGACCGACCGCCACGGAAACACAGCUCUUCACCUGGCGUCACAGCAGGAAGGGGGAGGAGCUAUGGUCCAGAUUCUACUACAACACCGAGAAGUGAGAGGACUGAUGGAGCACAACAACACAGCAGGCCUGUGCCCGAUCCACCUGGCUGUUCUGGCCAAUCAGCUGUCCUCCCUCAGGGAGCUCCUGGAGGGCGGGGCCAACGUGGAGGCUCAGGAGCGCAGCUGUGGAAGGACCGCCCUCCACCUCGCCACGGAGACCGACAACGUGUCGCUGGCCGGCUGCCUGCUGCUGGAGGGAAACGCCGAGGUGGACUGCUGCACCUUUAACGGCUGCACCCCCCUCCACACGGCGGCAGGGCGGGGCUCCGUCAAGCUCACAGCGCUCCUGGUGGCGGCAGGGGCCGACCCGCACAAAGAGAACUUCGAGCCGCUGUUCUUCAGAGAAGACGAGUGCUGCCAUGACGACGCAGACGAGGACGAAGGCUACAUCCCGGGAACGACUCCGUUCAACAUGGCCGCCAGCAGCCAGGUCAUCGAGCUCCUCAACGGAAAAGAGUACGAAGCCAAAACUCCUCACGGAGCCGUGAGCCGACCACAAGGUGACCUGGCGAGCCUGGAUGUGGGGGUGAAGCAGGAAGUGUGUUGUGCCCUGGAGAGUGAAGGAUGCUGGGAGAAGCUGGCUCACAGUCUCGGCCUUGGGAUCCUGAACACGGCGUUCAGACUGAGCCCCUCCCCCGCCAAGACUCUGCUGGACAGCUACGAGGUUUCGGGGGGGACGGUCAGUGACCUGUUGGCUGCUCUGAGGUCAGCAGGGGAGUGCAGAGCGCUGAGCAUCCUGGAGGGGGCGCUGCGUCGCUCUGAGGAAACGCCGACGAGCGUCGAGUCCCGGCUGAAGGCCGACGCUCGGAUCGACAGCGGCGUCUGUGACAGCGGGGUGGAGCUUUCCACAGCGUAAGGACGUGAUUGGCCCGUCUCCAGCUGCUUCAUCAGAAGAAGCACAAUCAUCAUCAUCAUUCACGACGUCUCCAGGAAUGAAGGUUUCUCACAAGGUUUUAAAUGAAAUGUGUGAAACUGAUGAAAACGUCCACGGCUGAUUCUUGUUUCUCAGAAAGAAAAGUAAAUAUUCUUCGGUUUAGAGGAAUUCACCAAAACCUUCCAGGAGACUUUGAAUUCUUUCUGAUUCCUGCUCUGCUGACGGGACCGUUUCUGUCCAGACGUCUGCACCAGUGGCGGCUGGUGGUAAAAUGUAUUUUAGCUCACGCACCAACGUGGUUGUCCACUGUACCUCCGUGCCGACACUUUGAAACAUCAAACAGGUGAAGCAAUGAGAGGAAACCCCAGUUAUCACCUCUGUUCCUCAGAACAAGAGCAGGAGAAGCUCCGGGGGUUUAAACUCGUCUUCAUCACUUGCUGCUGAAUCUGUAAAUCAGGUUGGACCAGGAACCUUCUUCCUCUUUGUGUCUUGUUCGGUUGUUUUUGUAAAGAAAGAGCGAGAGCGGCAACAACCAAUCAAAGAGCAGCCUCAGGUCACAUGGUUAAGUAUCAGGACCAACAUUCACAUCCUCUCGUUCGGCAACAGGAAGUAAAUGUAUUUAGACAGAAAGGAACCAAAUAGUUUUAAAACAAUUUAUAUUGAAUUAUCACCGGUGCUGACGGUCGACCGGGAGCGUCGACCAGCAAAAUAUUACCAUAAUUAUGUGAAUCAUUUUAAUACAGGCUUCUUGUCUCAGGACGUCGCAGGGGGCGGAGCCCAGCGCCCGUAUUAACCAGCCGCCACUGGUCUGCAGAGAGACUGGUGCUUCAGACUCACAUGAUUGUAAAGUUCAGAUGUUUUUUUAUGUGUUAAAUCAACUGUGUCUCUCCCUGAGCGUCUGUUGAGUGGGUUCCACCUCCUGAGAGAAGAACUGACUGAGAGUCACAAACACAACCAGCUGCAGCUGAACUGAGAUCAGUUCAAAACACUCUGAAGUUAUUAAACCAGAGUUUAUCUCCAAGAUUCAGCAGGAAACUUUAAACGUGAGCUCGACUCAACACGUUGAGACAUUUGCAUGAAACCACCUCGACACUUAGAACAGAGGUAAUCACCACAUGUGGCUGCAGGGGGCGCUGUUCAUUGAAACAGCUACAGUUGAUUUAAUUUCACAUUUAUAAUGAAAACAUCUGAAACCAUUUUCUUUUGUCUCGUCACUGAAAUGUAAACAUGAACUUAAGGGACUUUAGUUUUUGCUCGAACCAAAGAGAACCAUCUUCCAGUGCAUUGUGGGAAAGGUAGUUCAACAGAUGCUAUUUAUCUUCUCUGAGCUCUGCACACUUCAACGGGAGCUUUUCAUUGGUUGUCUGUUUUUUUUUUAUAAAACUUGUUUUUUAUAUAAUUGACGGUUGUCGUCAGUGUUUUAUGAUUCAAUGAUUUUAAAUUAAAACAAUGCAGCCGUCA